AUGGCGAGUACUCGUGAUUCCCAUUCGUUUGCUUGCGAUGAGUGCCGACUCAGGAAGUCGAGAUGCUCAAAAGGGCGGCCAGUUUGUUUGCAAUGCCAGCAGUUGAACAAGGAGUGCAAGUACAGCCCGAAAGUCACCCGGAGCCCUCUGACGCGGCAGCAUUUGACCUAUGUUGAAGACCGCUUGCAUGCGUUUGAAACAGCCUUAAGCAGGCUCUUUCCUGGAGGCGAUCUGGAUGCAACUCUUCGAUCUCUUUUGCAGAACCCAGAGCCUCCCAAGGCCCCCUCAUCCAAAUCGUCUUCAAGGCAUUCGACUCCGGCAAGGCCUGAAGCAGAGCGUACUGAACCUGCGCCCGAGGCUCUGCCGCAGCAGGCCGAUGGUUUUGACUGGGCCGAGAAAGAACUCGCACUAGGAGAUCUGGCAGAUGGCAUGGCCGCAUUGUCGAUCAAGCCAGAGGGAGCUGGCUAUUUCGGAUCUUCAUCCAGUGUUGUACCGCUGAGAGCGCUUUUUGACCACGGAUUCGACCUGAACAUACCAGUUCGCGCGUCAAGGUCUGGUGGUGUGCCACUCAAAGCACAACUUCUUGAAAGUGCCCCGUCUGGCUUGAUUGAACAAGCAUUUAUUGAUGCCUACUUUCUCAACUAUCACACUAGCUAUCCGUUCGUUCACGAACCAACCUUCCGAGCGCAGUUCAAUGAACCCUCCCUGCGUCCUCACGGCACUGCCUGGCAGAUUCUACUCAAUACCAUUCUAGCACUUGGUGCAUGGAGUAUUGGAGAUGACAGCUCCGAUCUUGAUAUCACUUUCUAUCAGGAAGCCCGAGCAUGUCUGCAGCAAUCGUCUGUCUUCGAGACAGGCAACUUGACACUGGUCCAAGCAUUGUUGCUGCUGAGCAACUAUGCUCAGAAACGGAACAAACCCAACACAGGCUGGAAUUAUCUAGGUCUGGCUGUCCGUAUGGCUAUGAGUCUGGGUUUACAUAAGGAGUUCCCGGGCUGGAAGAUCAGUCUUCUCCAACGAGAAAUCCGUCGCCGACUAUGGUGGGGCGUAUUCAUUUUUGACAGCGGUGCUGCCAAAACCUUUGGCAGACCAAUUCUUCUACCGGAGGAGAGUGUCAUGGACUGCAAACAGGUCCUGAAUAUCCAUGACGAUGCGCUGACCCCCGCAACAACUACACUUCCUCAUGAAUCUCCCGGGCCUACUCUCUACUCCGGCUUAAUCGCACAAGCCCGGUUCCAUCUCCUGACCAACAGCGUGUACCAUCGUUUGAUUUCCAGCCCUAGCAUCACACCCGCAGAAACCUUAAACCUCCAGAAACCCAUGGAAGAAUGGUACAACGGCCUACCAUCCUACAUGCAUUAUCCAUUACAGUCUCUUGCCAUGCAUCCAACCCAUCCAGAUCCGGACAACCUCGCCCUCGUUCGCAAUCGUCUACUAUGGCGGAAUUGGAAUCUGACAAUUCUGAUUUACCGCCCCAUCCUCCUUCGCUGGGCCGCUCGACGCUGGGGACCCCAUGGCGGAGGCUCUGAUGGGUCAUCCGUUGCAUCAUCCGACGGAGGAAAUGAAGACCCUUGCGAAACAGAAUGCCGCAUACGCUGCCUUGAAAAUGCACGACUCACCAUCUCUUCGAUCUCCGAGUAUAUGGACCAUUAUGUCUGCACUAGGAUCGGAGCCUGGUACAUGCUCUACUUCCUUUUCCAAGCUGGUCUUAUCCCCAUUGUCUUCCUCAUGACGGACCCUUCGAAUGCAGAUGCCCCAAGCUGGUUGCAAGACGUUGAAACCACCAAAUCCCUUCUGAGACACCCAUCCCUUAGCAACAAUCAACUCGCCAUCCGAUGCUAUGAGGUCAUCAAUCGACUUCUAGGCUCACCCUCAGGUAUAAUGUCUGGUCUGCCACCUCGUCAAAUGGAUACCCGACAGUCCUUUCCCCAACAGCAGCCACAGCAAGGUUUCAUGCCAUUCCCGGAGCAGUUGUUCAACGACCCCGGGUUUGGAGGCAGUUUAUUUCCAAUCGAGCAGCAUAUGCCAAGCCCGGGCGGCAUGGACUUUUCAGAAUGGGUCAAUUACCCAGGCGCAGAGUGA
Molecule: messenger RNA, 2082 nt
Organism: Penicillium canariense
Lineage: Eukaryota; Fungi; Ascomycota; Eurotiomycetes; Eurotiales; Aspergillaceae
Product: putative C6 transcription factor (Gal4)
Exons: 7
Coding region: 1-2082 (693 amino acids)
Biological process (GO): positive regulation of transcription from RNA polymerase II promoter by galactose; DNA-templated transcription
Cellular component (GO): nucleus
Molecular function (GO): zinc ion binding; DNA-binding transcription factor activity, RNA polymerase II-specific; RNA polymerase II cis-regulatory region sequence-specific DNA binding
Source: RefSeq, a predicted model, not a curated record